AAGGUGUGGCCUGAUUAAAGAUCCAGAGAGAGCGAGAGACCAGUAAUCCUUCUCCUCAUAUGCUAGUUUGAAAUGAGCUGUCAUCCUUUUUCUGGCUUAGCUGUGUUCAGAUUUCCUCUCUUCUCAGUGCAGACGUGAAACGCAGCAUUUGUUGGGUAUCAACAUGUGGGAUGGUGCCUUGAGAACAGCUGGUUGAUGGGCCCGGGCUGAAGACUUGUGGGAGGCCUUUGAUAGAGUGUUAGGAUGGCCACUGAAGCUUCUACCCUCCCAAGUCCUGUGGUGCGUCAGAUCAACAAACAGUUCCUGAUUUGCAGUAUCUGUCUGGAUCGCUACAACAAUCCCAAGGUCCUUCCCUGCCUCCACACCUUCUGUGAAAGGUGUCUGCAGAACUACAUUCCCGCCCACAGUCUGACUCUGUCUUGCCCCGUGUGCCGUCAGACCUCCAUCCUGCCGGAGAAAGGUGUGGCGGCACUUCAGAGUAAUUUCUUCAUCACCAACCUGAUGGAGGUGCUAAAGAGGAGCCCAGACAUUAACCUCAGUGAGGACUGCACAGACGCUAUCAAUGGAGUGGCCACUGGACAACCACUCUCCUGUCCCAAUCAUGGAGGAAACGUAAUGGAGUUCUACUGUCCACCAUGCGAGACAGCCAUGUGUGAGGAGUGUACAAGCGGCGAACACGCAGAACACGCCACCGUCCCGCUUAAGGAUGUUUUAGAACAGCACAAAGCCUCGCUACAGGAGCAGCUGGACGCCGUCAAAAACAGGCUGCCAGAAAUUGACUCUGCGCUGGAGGUUCUGUCUGAGAUUUUGCAGCAGCUGAGCAAUCAGAAGAGUUCAAUAGAAGAAGUGAUUCAUGCUACUUUUGAGGAACUUCAGAAGACCCUUAAUGUCCGGAAGAGUGUUCUGCUGAUGGAGCUGGAGGUCAACUACGGACUCAAACAGAAGGUGUUGCAAGCCCAGCUGGAGUCGUUGCUGCAGGGGCAGGAGGGCAUAUGCAGCAGCUGCAGUUUCACCGAGCAGGCUCUUAAUCACGGCUCGGAAGCUGAGGUCCUAUUGGUCAAGAAGCAGAUGAGCGAGCGUCUUGACGAGCUGGCCAAUCAGGAGCUCCCUCUUUGGCCAGAGGAGAACAACCAGCUGGACUUCUUGGUGGAGACCGACGGUCUUCGCAAAUCCAUCCACAACCUAGGUGCUAUAGUAACCACCAAUGCUAUAGCCGCAGAAACUGUUGCCACCGGUGAAGGCCUGAGGCACUGCAUUGUGGGACAGCCAACCUCUGUGACGAUAACAACAAAAGACAGAGACGGCGGACUGUGCCGGACAGGAAAUGCUCUGCUCAUAGCUGAUCUUUCUGCCUCUGAUGGCACCACAGUGGGGGAAGGUGAAGUCACAGAUCAUAAAAAUGGCACUUAUGAGUUUGUAUACACGGCCCCGUGUGAGGGCCGCUUCACGCUCUCGCUGAAGCUCUAUGAUCAGCAUAUUAAAGGCAGCCCAUUCAGCAUACGUGCCAACAAAAUGACAGAGAUCUCCCUGACUGCAGACGGAGGCAAGAAACGCCUCAAAUCUCCAGGAAGUAGCCAUGUGAAACAGCGUGCCAUCAAGCGCCCUGCCAGCAUGUACAGCACCGGCAAACGGAAAGAAAACCCAAUUGAAGAUGACCUCAUGUUCCGAAUCGGAACUAAAGGCAGAAAUAAGGGUGAGUUCACCAAUCUGCAGGGAGUUGCUGCUUCUUCUGUUGGCAAGGUCCUGAUAGCAGACAGUAACAAUCAGUGUGUUCAGAUAUUUUCAAAUGAUGGACAAUUUAAGAGUCGCUUUGGAGUGAGGGGCCGAUCACCAGGACAACUUCAACGUCCAACUGGUGUCGCUGUGCACCCCAAUGGUGACAUCAUCAUUGCUGACUAUGAUAACAAAUGGGUCAGCAUUUUCUCCAGUGAUGGCAAGUUUAAGACUAAAAUUGGCUCAGGGAAGCUCAUGGGUCCUAAGGGUGUAUCGGUUGAUAGAAAUGGCCACAUCAUUGUGGUUGACAACAAAUCUUGUUGCGUCUUCAUUUUUCAGCCCAAUGGAAAACUUGUUUCCAAGUUUGGAAACCGAGGCAACAGUGACAAGCAAUUUGCAGGUCCCCACUUUGCUGCAGUGAAUCCAAAUAAUGAAAUCAUUGUGACUGAUUUUCAUAAUCAUUCUGUAAAGGUGUUCAGUCCAGAGGGGGAGUUUCUACUGAAGUUUGGUUCUAAUGGCGAAGGAAAUGGGCAGUUUAAUGCACCGACAGGUGUGGCGGUAGAUGCCAAUGGCAAUAUUAUAGUGGCCGACUGGGGCAACAGCCGGAUACAGGUGUUUGACAGCAGUGGAUCCUUCUUGUCCUACAUCAACACCUCCGCAGACCCUCUGUAUGGCCCACAAGGCCUGGCUCUCACCUCUGAUGGCCACGUUGUGGUGGCAGACUCUGGGAACCACUGUUUUAAAGUAUACCGUUAUCUACAAUAGCACUUAUUCCUUAAAGCUGCCGCCCUCGUGCCAAAUGGGACCCUCAUAUUGCAUUGAAGUUGUCAUUGUAGCCUCGUGACACCCUCACCUUGGAGAGAAGAACAAACUGAAGGAAAUGGGAGUCUGUACCCUGAUCAUAGAGGUUUGCAAACCUAAAAACAUUGAUUUUGCAAUUCAAAGGAAUAAUUCACACAAAAAUAUGAAUUCUGUCUUUUAUUUUAUUUUUUUACCUCAUGUUGUUCAAAAUCCAUAUUAAUUUAUUUUUUUCCAUGGAAUAUAAAAGGCACAUUUUUAAAGAAUAUAGGCGAUUCUGGUCCGUAUUAUUAAAAGUUAAUUGCAACCAUAUAUUCCAAGCCAUACAAAGAGGCUGUGAGGAACAGAACGAAAUUUGUUAUUCGUUGAAAAUCAUCCCUGUAACUCUCAAAUCAAAUAAAUUGCGUAAAUGAUGUUGGCAUUGACGCAUCAUUUUCGUAAUUGAUUUCAGUUUCAGUGAAGAGGAUGAUAAACAAUAUGUGUUCAAUUUUAACUUUUUUAAUUGCCUUUAAUUUGUAUGCAAAUCUGUCAUGACGCAUGAGUUGUAUGGACUACUUUUUCAAUUGUUUUUCCACUUUCAUUAAAUGAAAGAGACUGUUCACAAUACUUAAAAAACCUUUUGUGCUCCAUGGAAGAAUGUCACGAUAAUUUGUAACAGUACGAGGAUGAGUAAAUGAUGACAGAAAUGUAAUUUUUGAUUGAAACGGUCCCUUUAAGAAUGAAACAAUAGAUUUAGGUUAUGCUGUUCUUCACCUUUGACUCAAGAACUGCUAGACAUUAGGGGAAGCGUUUAUGUUUCUACUGUGUGAAUCUGAAUAUUCUUAUUUCAGCACUCAGCUGAUUAAAAAGGGAACUCUUCAAAGUACUGGCAUGUAUAAGAAUGUAAGUAAUGCGUUUCCAAACUGCUAUUAAAUUUUAUAUAUCUAUCUACACAUCAAACAGACAAAAUAAUCUCACUAUGGUGGGCCAGUAUCACCAAUACAUGGCCAGAGUUAUGUUUAAAAGUGAUGUCAGGAAUAUUUAUAACUUAUACCACAAUAUAUGUGCUUCUCUGAUUAUGACUGUGAUGUGCACAACUGUGGUUGGUACAAUGUUUGUAUAAUGCAAUUACUGUACAUCUCUGUAAUCACUUUAACCCAUAAUAUGCAAGAAACAAAUCACUUGAUAUGCUGUUAAGAUAGACAAAAAAACUACCUUUUUAAUAUCACUGCACUGAAUUAAAAAGAUGCUAAUUAAUUUCUCAAUUCAGAGAAUUGCCCAGAAAAAACUCAGUGAUGUAUCAAAUGCAUAAUUCACCCUAUGCACUUUGUGAAUUAGCACCACAAAAAACACGUAUAGUGCUAAUAUUAAAGGGCCCCUGGUUUAACGUUUAUCAGAAGACAUGCAUUAGUUAGUGAUGAUCAUAUGUUGUUGUGAGUGGUUAUUUUGUGUUGUUCAUACUCAUAAUGCUUAAACUGAAAAAGUGCCCUGUGUUCUUUUCAAGUGUACUAAUGCCAAAUGCAGAAAGUAAAUCUUCCUCGUCUCACCGUAUGUCUGUUCUCCUGUACAGUCCCGUUGUCAUAAACGUGGAACUAGUGCUGCUUGUUUGCACAAAAAUAUACACAAUAUUGCAUACAUUCCAAAAUGUAUUUCUUUCCCCUUUACACCCGCAAACCUGAUUUUUGUAGCAAUAAAGCUUGAAUCCUU
This is a messenger RNA of Rhinichthys klamathensis goyatoka, 4197 nucleotides long. RefSeq names its product tripartite motif containing 2a (gene trim2a). The record is from RefSeq and is a predicted model, not a curated record. Gene Ontology annotation, biological process: proteasome-mediated ubiquitin-dependent protein catabolic process; negative regulation of translation; protein polyubiquitination. The transcript has 12 exons. Bases 244 to 2478 code for a protein of 744 amino acids. Lineage: Eukaryota; Metazoa; Chordata; Actinopteri; Cypriniformes; Leuciscidae. Gene Ontology annotation, molecular function: protein binding; translation repressor activity; ubiquitin protein ligase activity.